AUGAAAAUCUUUACCAAUAAUUUUGAAGGAACAUCAUAUAGUAAUUUGAGAUCGAAAAAUGCUCCGUUAAAGAAAUUUGAUGUUUACAGUGAAGAUGAAACUAAAAGGUUUCUUACUAAG
This is a messenger RNA of Racocetra persica, 120 nucleotides long. The record is from the annotation of a GenBank genome assembly. Lineage: Eukaryota; Fungi; Glomeromycota; Glomeromycetes; Diversisporales; Gigasporaceae.